UCCAUCUUUAUAAAUAGUUUUCUGCUCCACAUCAGAGAACAUCUUUGCAUUACGUUGUCCGAUAUCUGAGCAAGUCUAAAAUGGGAAAACUUUUUAGCAGCUUGUGCUUUGCUCUUCUUCUGGUUGUGCUCGCAGAGAGUAAAAGCUUGGAGUCGAAGCAAUUGAAACCAAAAAUCAGAUUCAAUCCAGAAGGAAAAUUUAAAAUUGUGAACUUUGCAGAUUUGCAUUAUGGAGAAUUUCCUGGAACUGAUCGUGGUAGAGCGCAAGACGGCAACUCAACUCGCGUCAUGAGGGACAUUUUAGAAUUCGACACCCCUGACUUUGUUGUUUUUACGGGCGACCUUAUAACCGGCGACGCUAUUCUUGUAAAUUCUACGGGAUUCAUUGAGCAGUUGUUGACUCCCUUGCUCAAUGCUGGUUAUCGCUGGGCUUCCACUUAUGGCAAUCAUGAUAAUGGCAUUGCGACCACCCGAGAACAAAUUUAUGCGACGGAAUCCAAGUACGAGAACUGCUACACCACCAACGAUGGGACUGAUCUGUUGCCCGGCCUGACGAACUACUACCUCCCUAUUUACCCCUCAGUUGAAAGUGUUGGCGAAACCCCUGUGCUCAUUCUUUGGUUCUUUGAUUCUCGAGGGGGAUUCGACCCCAACGGUUUUAAACCCUCCAAUGUGGAUGAAGCUGUCGUGAAUUGGUUUAUUACAAAAAAUGCCGAGCUCACGGCAGCAUGGGGAGCAGUGCCGGCGUUGGCUUUCUUCCACAUCCCCACCAUCGACUACGAGGAUGUGCAGGACAAUACCGAUAUCCCAAACCGUGACGACUGUGUUGGACUAGUAGAUGAAGCAGUGGUUCCUCAAGAUAGGGACACACUGUUUAUGCAAGCUCUGGUCAAUUCAGGAACCGUAAUGACCACAUUUGUUGGUCAUGACCAUGGAAAUGCAUGGUGCUGUACGUAUCUCACGUUAUCUAUAUGCUAUAAUCGCCACACGGGGUACGGAGGUUAUGGGGACUGGACGCGUGGUGCCAGAGUGGUUGAACUUACGGAGGACAUCCUGCAAAUGCGAAACUAUAUUCGACUCGAGAAUGGAACUAUUAUUGAUGAGUACCCAGCUAAUGAUGCAUCCCAGUAAAAUUUCACGCCACACUCGCAUCCAAGCAUAAAUAAAGUAUUGGCUCGUAAUUUCAUUUCUUGUUAAUAUAAUUUAUUACUUGACUUCAAUUAAAAUACGUGGAAAUUCAACAAAGUAAA
This is a messenger RNA of Folsomia candida, 1249 nucleotides long. Its product is annotated as probable inactive purple acid phosphatase 16. Gene Ontology annotation, cellular component: cytoplasm. Gene Ontology annotation, molecular function: hydrolase activity, acting on ester bonds. The record is from RefSeq and is a predicted model, not a curated record. The coding region runs from base 81 to 1130 and encodes 349 amino acids. The transcript is spliced from 7 exons. Lineage: Eukaryota; Metazoa; Arthropoda; Collembola; Entomobryomorpha; Isotomidae.